Molecule: messenger RNA, 354 nt
Organism: Didymodactylos carnosus
Lineage: Eukaryota; Metazoa; Rotifera; Eurotatoria; Philodinida; Philodinidae
Source: the annotation of a GenBank genome assembly
AUGCCGGUACCAGUACUCGUCAUCGUUUGCCAUAUAUUUGCUAAAGCCGAAAAUGUUGAUCAUGUUAAAAAUAUACUUACAGCCUUAAUUGAACCAACGAAGAAAGAAGAAGGGUGUAUUCGAAUUCGGCUCUUGGAGGAUAUUGCAGAUAAAACUCAUUUUACAUUUAUUUCUCAAUGGGAAAGUGACGAAGUGUACGAAAAUUAUUUGCAGGCACUUUAUAUCGCUAAAGCUGGUGAAGAUUUGAAGAAUGAAUUAGCAGAGGUGGCCGAUGUGAAAAAGUAUAAAUAUAUCCAACAUCCAGAGAAGAAAGAAGAAGCGAAGAAUUCUAGCGGACGUUGUACUCUGCUGUAG